Messenger RNA from Dalotia coriaria, 4150 nucleotides. It is a transcript of the gene Vps8, whose product is annotated as vacuolar protein sorting 8. Gene Ontology annotation, molecular function: protein binding. Gene Ontology annotation, biological process: endosomal vesicle fusion; protein targeting to vacuole. The coding region runs from base 396 to 3923 and encodes 1175 amino acids. NCBI's taxonomy places the organism in Eukaryota, Metazoa, Arthropoda, Insecta, Coleoptera, Staphylinidae. The record is from RefSeq and is a predicted model, not a curated record. The transcript is spliced from 7 exons. Gene Ontology annotation, cellular component: late endosome; HOPS complex.
UUUCACGUACCAAUCAUAACCUAAAGUUAUCUCAACUCUGCAAACUUCCCGAUAGUGACAAUUAACUCAAUAUUAAAUUACCCACAAUUAUCUGUACUAAUUUUAACGCCUGAUCUCGGCUUUCAAAACAUAUAAUAAUAUAUUACUACACCUAAUAAGUUUGGUCGGUUAAACUUAGUUAUUGCAUAUGUAAUCAUUGUAAAAUCGGAAAAUACAACAAAUAAUUGCCAACCACAAAUUUGUUUAUAUAUAAUUUAUGUUCGAAACGUACGAAAUCAAGUACGAAUUUGUAAAGCAGUGCAAUGCGUUUAUUAUCACUACAAAUUCACUGAUUAGUGACUGUUUGAUUGGAGUUGAAUUUUGUUUUGUAAAAUAAAAGUGAUUACUGUAAAGCCAUGGGUUCUGAAGUUGAGGAUUUACCAUUUACUUCAAUAGAAGAUUCCGAUGAUUCUUUACUGGAUAUUAAAGAGUUGAAUGAUGCUGAGUUUGAUUUACCCUCAACAACCUUACCAUCGCUGGAGAGUAUUCUUUGGGACAUGGAGUCUGAAGAAGGAAGUGAUAAUCAAUCCAUACAUUCCUUGCAAAGUUUGACUAUGAAGCUGAAGUCAAUGCUUUAUCAUUGCAUUUUGAAUGGAAUAUCAACUCAAGUGACAUCUGCAGCUGAAAGAGUUGGUGCUGGUUUACCAACUGUGAUUACAAACAGUUCUAAAUAUGUUGCCAUUGGCACUUCUCAUGGCUAUGCAUUAGCAUUUGAUUCUGAACAGAAGCUAUGUUGGUGUUCUCAUGAUGAAAUUAGUGUUGAUCAGGGUGCCAUAUCAGCAAUGGCUUUCAAUGGUGAUUCUACCAGGCUACUAAUUGGGUUUGAACGAGGAUACAUCUUAAUGCUGGAUGCGAUAAACGGUGACGUUUUAAGACGUUUGCCAGAUGCACACGCUCCUCAAACAGCCGUUCUACAAUUAAGAUUCACGGCUUCGAAUAAUUUGGCACUCGUGGGCGACUCGUCGGGUUGCGUUUUCUCGUUAAACUUUGUACGCCGCUUGGGUGUACGCAGCUGGGACUCCAAAUGCUUGUUCUCGGGCGCCAGGGGCGAAGUGUGUUGCUUUGAACCGCUGGUGCUGGCGCAGGAAAUGUUGGGACAACAUUAUAUAGUUGCAUUAGCUACCUUAUCUAAGGUGAUCAUAAUAACCAUAAAACCACGACUUAAAGUUCUAUUCAGUCAACAACUACCUCGCUUGCCGUCCUGCCUACCUCUGCUUUCAUGGCAAAUGGUUCUGGUCGGUAAGACGCAUCAACCAGUUCUUGCUUGGGGCCGAGGCAGCGAUUUAAACUACACUAGAAUCAUCCGCACCGGCAUCAAUCGCAACAAACUACGCCUAACUCUAUUACGCCAUGUUCAACUACCGUUCACGAUGAUUGCCAUCCACUGGGUGGGCAACCGACACCUCGCUAUUAUGGAUACGAGCGAAAACCUAAGACUGAUUGAAGUGCGUUCACAGAAAGAGUUGGAAAUGCUUGAACUUGCAAACGCAGGACUUGUCUACAAUUCGGCGCAUUUUAAAGCUUUAGCAGUCGGUGGAGGUGUAUCUGAGGCGUUUGCACUAGCAGGUGAACGCGCAUGCUACAACAGUCUUUCUUGCAGAGGUGAUCAACUGCUUAUUCUUGGAACGAAAGCGGUCCAUCUCGUGAAACUUCGCACAUGGCACGAACGACUUUUAUAUUUGAGCGAUCAAGGACGAUGGGCUGAGGCGCUGAAUCUCGCUGCCGAAGAGGGCUCCAAUCGCGAAAAAAGCACUGUUUUGCUUUUAGAUAAAUAUAUAAACAGUCUGAAACAUUCCUACGUCGCCGAUCGCGAGAGUCUCACUGCUGCGAUUAACUGUUGCAUCAAGUUGAACAAAAUUGACAUUUUAUGCACCGAGUUAUGGGACAGAAUAUCAACGGAUCCUUACGAAAAGGAUGUGUAUUAUCUACUCAUAACUGAAUGUAUCAUCGGGGGAUCAUUGACUUUUCUGCAGCCCAGUGUGACACAAUCGCUUGUGGCAUAUCUUGAACAAAAGGAUAUUGAACUAUUGUCGGCAGUUUUGCUAUCGCUGGAUUUGAUUUGCCUUGAUCUGCAUCAAGUGUUGAGUAUUUGCAAGAAACGCAAGUUGUACGAUGCGUGGAUUCACAUUACGACCAAAACGAUUGGGGAUUACACCUGUCCGCUGACUGAAUUUUUACACGAGUUAACUCCGGAGAAUCAUUCACUUGGCAACACGAUUAUUGUUUAUGUUAGCGCUUGCUUGGGCGGUUUGGGGUAUCCGAAGGGCAUUAUUCCACAUGAGGAAGUUUCACGCGUUAAGUUUGAUAUCCUGCGGUGUUUGCAAGCCGUGCAUUCUGUGAAUGCCAAGGAGAACGAACAGUCUUAUCCAUAUUUGCGAGCGUUGCUCAAGUAUAACAUACGAGAAUGUUUGAAUGUGAUCAAGUUAGCAUUUACUGAAAAUGAAUUCUCGGGUGAGAUGGGUCUUUUACAACGACAGCGAUUAGUGGAGAUUCUGAUACAAAUUGUGGGACCACCAGAAUUUAACGAGUGCCAAAUUACAAUAUUGGCAUGCUUCAUUGCCAAGCUAGUAACAUCAAACAACUUAAAAGUAGAUGAACCUACUUUAAACUCAGUUAUCAAAUCACUUACUGAAACUAAGCAUGAAUUAUCUAAUCGAGAUCAUUCGGAAAGAGAGCAGGCAUGUUUGGACCUCUUGCAUGAAAACAAAUUGGGGCAUUUAACCAACGACGAGCUUUUGAAAAUUGCACUGGAAUCGCGAUGCUACAAAGUGGCGGAGUUUGUAUACGAAAGUCAGAAAGACUACAGUAACAUUUUAAGCUGCUACCUUAAUGACCAACUUCGCAAAGGUGAUGUGUUCAACUAUAUUCUCACACAUAUUCGGGUUUCGCACCGUAAAAUUCGCCAACAAUUUCUCGCCCACUUCAAAGAACUCGUUGCUAUAGACGUGCGCAAAUGCGUCGACAUCAUUAUCGAACACUUUCCCAACUCUGUGGAAGAAUAUUUCGCAUUAAUCAAAUCCGAUGACGAUGUAUCGUUUUUGUUUUUAAGUGAGUUAGUAGUGAGCGACAUUAAGAUGAUCCCGGAAAUGGCUGAAUGGCACCUGGAACUUUUGUGUAAAAUACCUGAAGAUAUCAAAGUUGUGAAAAAUUAUUUACGAAUGGGUUUAUGUCGCAUUGAGCAAGCUUUGGAAAUCACAAAAAAAUAUGACAAACAUGAAGCGACUAGUCUACUCUUGGAACAAAUGGGCGAAUUUAAGGUGGCAUUGGACUUGUUGCUUGAGCAUGGAUUGACUGAAUCAGCGGUAGAUUUGUGUGUUAGAGGAGCAGACCAUUUAAGCGCAGAAGAAAGCCAAAAGCUAUGGCUGUCGUUGCUGAAGCAUCCGCAGAGCAGUAAAAAAUUAUCUCUGAGAGAACUGAUACAUUCGGCAGCUCCACACGUCCCACCAACGCAACUCUUUGAAUUGGUGUCGGAUGCCAAUUUUGGGGAUAUCAAAGGACUGCUCCAAGGCAUGCUUGCUGAUUGUCGGCAUGACAUUGAAGUAUACAAUACAACUUUAAAGUUGUUAGGACGAGAUUAUCAUCAAAGUUUAGCCAAAUCAAUUUCACUGAGUGGAAAAGGUUUAAGUAUACAAAAGCUACAGUGCAGUACCUGUCAAUCGCCAUUGUACCUGCCGUUCGUACCGAAUGCAGACGAGCAGAAGGUCUCGGUGUGGGGAUGCGGGCACGCGUUCCAUUUCAAUUGCAUAUCAACAGAGGAGACGACGUGCCCGUUCUGUCGGUGCGAGGCGACACGCUGGAACCCGAACGAACCAAAGAAAACGAAAACGAAGAAGACGAGUGUGCCGCACAAGCAGGCGCGUCCGAACGUCGAGGGACACUUUUAAUACCUUCUCUAGUCGAAUCGCAAUGUAUUUAUGAGUUUGAAUAUCCAUAUUUGAGUCUUAUAUGUUGAUAUAAUAUUUAUGAAUAUCGUUACGCCCCGCGUCCCAAAUUGAUUAUGAUGCGCCGGUGUUAGUAUUAUUUUAACAAAAUUAUUGUGAUAUAUUAUUUAUAUUAUUCGCCCUAUUGAUGAGGUAGAUAAAAAUAUUCAGAUUAUCAUGGGAACAUGCAA